CCUGACUGAUUCACAACGCUCUGACAGUUCUGGCUUUGACACUGACAGCAGUGCUCUACGAGUCAACCAACCAAUUGCAAUAGCUAUGUAAUCUUGUGAAUAAUAUUGAAAAAUGUGAUGUCUUCUCGGGAAACAAGUGUUGCUUUUUUUAUAUUAGCUGCCAAGUACACAGUAUGGGGUUACUUUGCGUGGCGAAUUAUUAACAAUUCGUUAAACCAUUUUCCUAAAAGGUCGACCUCCCCCGAUACCAAUGAAUAGAUGUUGCUGCUGUCAAGGACAAAAUGGGCAGUGUAAAUUUGUGAAAAGUUAAAAACUCUGAAAAAGGAUUUGGAAUAAAGUGUCGUCUUAUCACAGAGAGUUGAUUUUCGUAACGUUAUGAUCUUGCUGAGAGUUCCUCAGUUUGUGAGUUAAUUGCUGAAUAACACUAUUGAGUUGAACAAAUAAUAAAUGGGCAGUUUCAUUAAAAUACAUUGCAAGAAGUUUGACAUUUGGAAACUCUCUUGCAUGCAAAGUGGUUUGAAUAACUAUUUAAAUCAAUUAAUACAAUAUUGCACUUGAUUCCAAUAAAUUCAAUGCUCCCUUUAUGAGUUAAUCUGCUCUUAAGUAGGAAACCAACAUUUUUACGUGAUAUUUGUUAUGUGAAUUUUAUUGAGGUUAUAUUUAUAUUUAGGACCUUGGCAACAAUCUACGCAGUAUGUGCGAGUUUCUUUGUUCGGAGCCUCUUGGAUAUACCUAUGUAAUGAUAAAGUGAGAUGCUAAAUAAGUAAUGUAGCAGAAUCUCACAAAAAUUAAAACUAUGUAUGGAAACGUAGAAUUAGAAACGGUGUCUGAAGUACACUUUCGCCGAUUGCUCGGCACAACGAUAGACCCAAACAUCAGUUUGGCUAUGGACGAAGAAGAUCACUUUUGCAAAUUGAUUUUGUACAAAGAAAUUGCUGAUUCUAGGGUAAGGAUAUGGGACAUUGUGAUACUCAUCCCAAAUUUGUUGUUUCUUAUAUUCAUCGCCGCAAGGUUUAACAGAGCAAGACUUAAGUUACGUGCAACCAGCAGUCCAAUAUUGUUAGCAUUCUAUGGUCUUGUUGUAAGUAAUGUCUUAAUCUCACUAAUACGCUGUGUUGUAUCCAUGACUGUAAAUGCAGCAGCAACUGUCGGGGGCUUAGCUGAUAAGAUUUUAUGGGUUACGGUCAGAUUCUUCUUACUCUCUACUGAAAUGAGUGUGAUCAUAUUUGGCCUGUUUUUUGGGCACUUGGACAGUCAAUCAAGUAUUCGUAGAGUCUUAUUGGCUACAUCAUUCAUAGCAUUAGCAUUCACAAUAACGCAAGGAACUCUGGAGUUGGCUUUACCUGACGAUACGUUUGAAAUACCCAGUCGAAAUUUCUAUCUCUUUGGUCAUGGGGGGAUGAUGUUUUGGUUCUGCAGCAGUCUCGUUUUUACCACGAUAUAUCUCUUCAUAUUAAUACUGCCAUGGACGAGAUUAAGAGCAAGACUCGCUUUGCCAACUCGAAAAAGUUUUUACAUAUAUGCUGGAACUUUAGCCUUUGUCGAUUUAACACAAUCGAUAGGAGCCGGUCUACUUAACUAUACUCGCAAUCCUGCUGGGUUAUGCAUAGUGGAUCUCACAGCUGUCUUGUACUUGACUCUAUUUACACCGCUAGUUUAUCACACAUUCCUAUCGGAGUUCUUUGGUGUAUCCCAGCCAUCCAUAAUGUUUUCUUACAAGGCUCAAGUGGACGAUGCUAUGGACGAAGACACAGUGUCCCUGCCUCACCAGCAGAGUUUUUCAUCACUGAGAACUGAUAGUGAUUACAUAUAUCAGAACAACAGCGUUUAUGAUUCCACCCAAUUUGACACUGGUACAACCCCGGUGAACCCAUUGUAUGCAGCAUCUCUACAGAGUCCAGACAGCAUAACAGGCUACAGUAUAGAUAGUCAAGAUGCUCACAACCAGCCCAACGGCUAUCAACAAUAGAAGUAGGCUCCAUAACAUAUGCACUGAAUUGAAGAAUUUUGAUGCAGUCUUCACUGUAAAUGCUUAUGGUAUGUCGUUUUGGCGACUGCAGUAAAUAUAUGUGUAAUGAAAGGGUGUUGGAUAUCAAUGCAGAUUUGUAACAAGUUUCAUUCUCGUUCUCAUUGUUGUUGACUCAAAAUUGGAUAUUCCGUAUCAUGUGUAUAUUGCCGCUAAAUGUGUUGAUUGCAUUUUAUAUGGAAGCGUGUUCAUGAUAUUAUCUAGUACAGAUUUUUUAGAUCUAACACUCAAAUUUGCCACAAUAUUUAAUUCUCGUUUAUCCAUUGCAUAUCCACCAUCAACUAUUGGGUAUCACGCCAUAGCUGUCGUGUAUAUGUAUAUGCUUGGCAAGUAUUUCAUUGAGCUCCGAUACUUUUUUCAAUGGUUCUAGUCGGUGAUAAAGUUAGGAGUCAAAAAAUGACUCAUGAUUAUAUUUUGCUAGUUAAUGACAUCGGUACAUUCUGGCUUCUUACCUUCUUGGUCAAAAAACAUUUUAUACCUAUUUGGUUCAAUUGAUAAAGGCUCCGCAAGGAAUCAUUUACACUUUGUGUCAAUUAUGUGUCAAUUCCUAUUGAAAAAACCUUUCUGAUUCGUGUUUUAAUUCUGAAUCUAAUCAAUUUCCUUGAACGAGUCGAUCUACAAAUUCAAAUCAGUCUCAGAGUUGUGACGUGAAAAGCCACCAAUGACAAGGAAGUGAUUUUAUUAAUUGAAGUCAAUUAUUUGAUGAAUUGUAUCAACAGAAGAUCUCAGAAAAUCCAUCUGCUGACGAAGCCCAGUCACAAUAUUCGUAAGUCUAUACGAAUAAUUAAUUGGUAGAUAAAUUAUACAGAAAUUUAUUUCGUGUGCAGGAAGAGAAUAGAAUUUUAUUUUGUUCAGUAAUUAUUGGGAAAAAAUGCUCAUUAUUUGCAGAUACAAUCUAUCUCAAAAUACUAUAACAUUUUGACACAGUAACUUGAGAAAACAGCGAUAAUAUUCAUAAAACUCAAACCUAAGGUCAGUAAUUUAAGCAUUUAUCAAAAAUUACGUGUACGUAUCAAUCUAUGGUCUUAUUGAUAUCUAGUACUUGAAUUCAUGUUAUGAUUAUAUUAAACCACUAAUUAGCCGUUUGUCAAGUACAGAUUUAUCAACUUAUUAUGUUUAACUCAUGUACGUACGUACACAAUUCAUAGCUGUACGACGAAUAUAAUUUAUAGGUAGGUACACUACGCAAUCAUGCAACAAAUACGUUGUAUUGCAUGCAUAGUACACAGCUACGCGUGGCAAAAGAAAGCCACUGCCACUUAUAUACUUCGAUGGUUAAUAAUUUUAGUUACAUUGAAAUCAAUUUUAAACUUUGAUCUUCCUUCCACACGCUAUUUUCCUACUUUUGCAACUCAACCCAGAUAUUGACUAUAAUCGGUUACAAAUUUAGGAUAGAGUAAAGAAUGGAAUACAUCAAAUCAUACGAUGACACACGUAAUUUAAUUUCAAUAAAGUUCUUUGAUGUAUUGAAACUCUACUAAAAUAAAUCCAUCCAUGCUGUACAUAAAACAAAUAAUAUACAUAUACGACAUAACACAUAAAUAACAAGAUACUUUAGUUGGAAUUCUUCAUAUUGAUAACAAUACGAACAUACAUAUAUAAUACUCGUAUAUACAUAGCAUAAAAAAGUUUGAUGCGAUAAUGAAAUCAUGUUUCGAUUGUGCACUUAAAUUCCAAUGGAUCAUUCUCACCUGCCACGAAUUCCUAAAAUUAUCUGUUGUCACAUUAUCCAGAGUAUGUAUUUUAUAAUUAUGUAUUCAAAUCCUCGCAUAUGCAUUGUCGGUCUACAAACUACAGUAAAAACGAUGGAAUUGUUUGUUAUCAAAGCACUGGACUGUUGAACAUAAGUAUUUAGACCUACUUUAUAGAUGCGCGUUAUUGUAGUAAACGAUUCUACUUACUUAGAGGUGUGAAAGAAAAAAAAAAAAAAGAGAAAAAUGGUUUGCCUAGUUUUACUGCAACUUUAACCGCGAUCCGAUGCUUUCAAAGAAUGUUUGUACAGUCACAGAACUUUGAAAUCAAUUCGAAAAUGGCCAAAAUAUGUAAUUCAUGCAUAAACAACACAUAUGCGGUGUGCCAAUUAUUCUUUAUACACGUACAUUUAUAUUUCAUGUGGGAGUCUUCUUAUGUCAGAACCAUCGCUAUGAUGUGAAAAAUGACGAAGGCUAUAGUGAAGUUAACAGAGUAACAGCUGUAGUUACCAUCUCAGUUAUUGACAAAAAGAAAUGAUUUAAUAUAAAAUCAUCUAAAAAUAAAGUAUGCGAUUUUGAAAGA
Athalia rosae (coleseed sawfly) is the source of this 4300-nucleotide messenger RNA. Its product is annotated as transmembrane protein adipocyte-associated 1 homolog. The record is from RefSeq and is a predicted model, not a curated record. Gene Ontology annotation, molecular function: G protein-coupled receptor activity. NCBI's taxonomy places the organism in Eukaryota, Metazoa, Arthropoda, Insecta, Hymenoptera, Athaliidae. The transcript has 9 exons. Gene Ontology annotation, cellular component: plasma membrane. Gene Ontology annotation, biological process: G protein-coupled receptor signaling pathway. The coding region runs from base 797 to 1969 and encodes 390 amino acids.